AUGGUGCCGUGUAUCUCUAGCAUGCUUAAAUUUGCCCUUUUACAAAUGCAGUUGGGUCUGGAAGGUGACACAUAUCAAGGGAACAUAAAACCUUCCCUGGAGAUCUGGACUUAUGGCUUGUUGUGGAGAACCCCCAGAACAGCAUGUGUGUGAAUCACUGUACCUAGCAAACUGCAAUGCUUGUGCAAAUGGAGCCAUCGCAACGUCGAAUUCCACCCCAGGUCACUACGUUAAAUCGCUUUAUGGGAAGCAAUUCAUAAUAAUAAUUUAUUAUUUAUACCCUGCCCAUCUGGCUGGGCUUCCCCAGCCACUCUGGGCGGCUUUCAACAAAAUAUUAAAAUACAGUAAUGCAUCAAACAUUAAAAGCUUCCCUAAACAUUGCUGCCUUCAGGUGUCUUCUAAAAGUCUGGUUGUUCUCUGACAUCUGGUGGGAGGGCGUUCCACAGGAUUCAUAAAUCAACUCUUCGCUUUUUUGCCCUCAGACCCCUCUCUCUCUCUCUCUCUGAGGACCACGUUCCCGCCACGGGUGGACUCCCUACUUGCACUGCCUUUCUUGCAAACCCCCUUUCUCCACAGGAGCCUCGCCCUUUCGCUGCACCUGCUCCCUUUCCUGGGGCUGAUUUCCCCGCCGCCACCCGCGCGCGCCCUCGCCCCUCAGAGCGCGUGGAGGCCGCGCCAUUCCGCCCUCCUGGGCCCGCCCCCUCCCGCUGGCUGCCCUCAGGUUCCGCAGGUCACUCCUCUGGACUUCGAGAGCCGGUGAAACUCCGGGCGGCGCCAAGCGAAACCCGCCUCUCCCCUGAGGAAGAAGAAGAAGAGCCGAGAGGCGGGACCCGGGCGAGUCCUACCUGCGCGCGCUCUCCUUCCCCCUCCGCCGCCCUCCUUUCUUUCUUUCUCUCUCUCCCCCCUUCUCUUUCUCACACACAAAAAGAAAACAAGGAAAUGCCGCCCUGCUGGUCUCCGGAGAGCCUCCCGGGAGGAAACAGAGGAGAGUCCUGCGCCCACUUCGAGCCCGAAUUCUCUUCCGACGUGCCUCCAGCAACGGCGCAAAGGUCCUGAGCGCCUCGGCGUGUGGGGAGGGCCUUGCAGAGGAGACUCUUGCCAGCGCAGAGGUGAGUCCCAGGGAAAUGGGAGAUAAACGCCAAACCAGUAAAUAUAGUGUGGCUUCAGAGCAGAAGGGGUGGUGGUCCCCCCAAACCUUUGCCAAUUCCCGCCCAGUUUGAGGUUCGGGGGUUUCAUGCCAGCCUCCUCCCCGCUUCUAAGGUUGCCACCUGUAUUUCAGUGUGAAAUGAUACGUCCUGCAUCGAUAACAGUAUUGUGUUUCAGUUCUGUCUCUCAAUCUCUGCCAAGUUAGGGGUCCUCUCCAAACUCAUAUAUAUAAAGGAGAUCGCUCCCAAAAUUAGUUGAGCGGGUUUUUUUGGGGGGGGGGGAUCACGGGUAAAAAUCCCCCAUAAAAGAGGACAUUAAGGGAGGCAGGUUUUUGUUUGGGGGACAGUCUUCUGCCAAGGGGAGGGUUAAUUUAGUGUUUUUAUUGCUUUUCAAUGAUUUUUGAAAAGCAGUUUUUGAAAAUACACCCAUGCCCAUCCUGUUAGGUUGCGAUAGAUUGUAAUGGAUUGCUUUGAAGUCGCUUCAGCAUCAGAUGGGAGGGGGAAUAGCCCCCCCAACCACCCCGCCCUGUCCGGUAUUUUGCCCCAGCAAAGGUAGCAGCCCUACGCACGUCAGUAGACACCUGACACCUCACUCUGCCCACACAACUGGGAUCCGUUUAAAUAUUGUGCCUCCUCCUGCUGCAACUGGGUAGAGUUUUUUUGGGGGAGUUUUGGGUAGGCUUUUGAAUUGCAGAGAAUGAGAAGGAGAGAACAGCUCCCUCCCCCCUCCCUCCCAAAAAUCUGGAUGCUUUUUUUUCCACUCUUGAAACUCAGCAAAUCCAACUUUGCAAAGACUGGAUGGGGGGGCGGGGGGGGGGGGAGAGAGUAGCCUGCAAUCCGAACUGCCAGGUGCAGGGCAGGGCAGCAUUCCUGGAGCUCUUGCGUAGAAGGAAGAAGGCAGCUUCUCCCAUCAUUGGGGAAGGGCCAUAGGUCAGUGCAGAAAAAGGUCCCAAGCUCAAUACCCAGGAAUUGAUCUUGGAGCAUCACUGCUGAUCAGCUUCGACAGAACUGACUUAGUCUUAAGCGGACCCCUGGUCUGAUUCUGUAUAAUUAGCAGCUUCCUAUUUUCUUAUCACAAUUGCACAUUUUUGAAACUGAGCCCUUGCUUAAAGCUGCUGCUCCAUAACAGAGGCCCUUGGGUGAAACCUGUCCAUCUGAGCGGUAUAAGGCAAAACAGUGACAACAGGAGUAGCUGGAAGAAGACUUCAUUGGUUGGAAUCCUGGCUCCUCCACCCAACUCCCUUCUAUCCAACUAUUCCAGGGGUCAGCAAACUUUUUCAGCAGAGGGCUGGUCCACUGUCCCUCAGACCUUGUGGGGGGAGUAUAUUUGGGGGGGGGGAAAUGAAUGAAUUCCUAUGCCCCACAAAUAACCCAGAGAUGCCUUUUUAAUAAAAGCACACAUUCUACUUAUGUAAAAACACAGAAUUUAAUUUGCCUACCCAUGAACUACCCUGAUACAGUGCACAUGCUUUUUGUUACAAAUGGAAAACCCCAAAACAAACAAUUCCUUAGUUUCUGUAGCAGCAAGCACAGCAGGCUUUAACUCCCCAUGUGAUGAUGAUGAUUAUUUAUUAUUUAUACCCCACCCAUCUGACUGGGUUGCCCCCGCCACUCUGGGCGUCUUCCAGCAUAUAUAAAAACAUAGUAAAAUAUUAAGCCUUAAAAAGCUUCCCUGUACAGGGCUGCCUUCACAUGUUUCAUAAAUGUUAUAUAAUUACUCUUCUCCUUAACAUCUGAUGGGAAGGCGUUCCACAGGGUGGGUGCCAGUACCAAGAAGGCCCUCUGCCUGGUGGAGCCCAUGAGAAAAGAGUUUUGACAACUGCAACAUUGUUAUGUAUGUCUUGUAUAUGUGAACGAGUCAUUCUACCUUGAAGACUGUAAACAGUAGCUUGUGGGACCUCAGGUACAGCCCUUUUCAACUAAAUCGCUUCACCCAUCCAACUGCAAUUUAGCUGGUGGUCAAGUUAUUGAUGUGCAUGUAUGAACCAGUCUAUAGAAGAUUUUAGCUGGCUGUGCUGAAGAAAGCAAACUGGUGGUGAGAUGUACUUUCCGGGGGUGGGGUGGGGGUACAGUAUUAAAGAAGCUGCAUUUCUGGGAAUUACCAUAUUUUUUCAUGUAUAUGACAAUGCUUUUUGCCCCCAAAAAAGAAGAAGGCAAAAAUAGGGUGUCGUCUUAUACACGGAUAGUGAAUGCAGAGGCGGGACGUGCGAAUAAUGGCAGCAGCAAGCAGGAGAUUGGCAGCGGUGAUUGGGCAGGUGGUUGGUGGCUGCGGCAAGGCCUUCUGGCGAGUGGCUGUGGCAAUUGGGUGGGUGGGCCGUUGGUGGCAGCGAGCAGGCAGGCAAUUGGCGGCUGCAGCAAGGUGUGCAAUUGGCAGUGGCUGUGGCAAGCUAUUGGCAGUGGCGGGCAGGUGGGUGAGUGAUUGGCAGAAGUGACCUUCCCUACCCCACAGAAAGCUAAACAACUUACAGUGGUGCCUUGCAAGAUGAAAUUAAUUCGUUCCGCGAGUUUUGUCGUCUUGCGAUUUUUUUCGUCUUGCGAAGCACAGUGUCGGGAAAGUUUUGGAAAAGCUUCAAAAAUCACCAAAGUCUUUAAAAACCUCAAAAAAGGCUACCACACAGCGUUCUAUGAGUUGCUUCUCGAAGUCAAGUCGCAACUGUAUUAACGGUGUUAAGAAAAAGGAAACAAACUUGCAAGACGUUUCCGUCUUGCGAAGCAAGCCCAUAGGGAAAAUCGUCUUGCGAAGCAGCUCAAAAAACCCUUUCGACUAGCCAGUUUUUUGUCUUGCGAGGCAUUCGUCUUGUGAGGUACCACUGUAAUUUCUUAACUUUGGGUUUAAAAAAAUAGGGUUCGUCUUAUAAAUGGGGUCAUCUUAUACAUGGAAAAAUACGGUAGUUUUUAUCAUUGUUUGUGAUGGUUCCAGAUUUUAAAUGAAUGAUUUUGGAACUGGGUAUAGAGCUCUCUAUUCAUUUCGUUUCCAUGUACAGUGGUACCUCGGGUUACAUAUGCUUCAGGUUACAUACGCUUCAGGUUACAGACUCUGCUAACCCAGAAAUAGAACCUCGGGUUAAGAACUUUGCUUCAGGAUGAGAACAGAAAUCAUGCUCCGGCGGCAGCAGGAGGCCCCAUUAGCUAAAGUGGUGCUUCAGGUUAAGAACAGUUUUAGGUUAAGAACAGACCUCCAGAACGAAUUAAGUUCUUAACCUGAGGUACCACUGUAUGGGUUUUGCUCAUGCUUAAAAUAAAGCAGGAUUUUUCCCUCCAUUUGUUUUUAGUAUUUCUCUUAUUUCCCCCCCAUUAGUGUUUGCCUAACUUUCACAGCUUCAGCCUAUAUGAGGGUUGUUGUUUUUUACCUUUGAGGGCUUGGUAGGUCCUCUGCUAACAUAUGACACCACAAGCUUUAAAAAGACUACAGUUGCAAUUUGCUUGCAUAGAAUUACCUGCGCCUCUCCACCCCCACAUAUACCUCCUUUGUCUUCCUUACUGAGUAAUAAAUGCAAUGUUGUUUUGCAAACGCUAGUCAUUCAGCAAAUUGAAUCAAUAGAUUUUGUGUUUUCUAUACCUGCAGACAACUUCAGCGAGGCAGAAGAUGGCUCACUCAGAGAGACCUCAUCACAAUACAGAUUACAGACAGAGGGAGAGCCGAUAUAUUGAAGAAAGAAAUAGGAAACCAUAUCCUUCAAAUGGAAGGUAAGUUUAAAAAAUGAAAAUGGGACACAGUCAGGAAGCAGGGAGCCAAAUAAUGCACAGUAUGUCAUAUUUCUCCUACUCUUUGGGGUCCAUCAUGCCACUUUAAACAGCCGUGGCUUUCCCCCAAAGCAUCUUGGGAGUUGUAGUUUGUUAAGGGUAGUGCAGAUGGAGCUGUCUUCAUGGGUGAUUUCCAAGCCACAAAAGGCGUCACCAUGGCGACAGGGAGUAACAACUCAUUCCAGUAUCUUUCCAUGCAUGACAUUAUAAUAGUUCUGAGUACUGGGAAAGGAUGGCGUUGUUAUGAACGAAGGUGACUUAGGCUGCAGUCCUGUGCACACACAUAAAUUGGCACUCGCUUGUAUUUUUUGCUUCCUUCUUAUGAAGGAGUGGCUGAGCCAUUUGAGAACAUUCCAAUGCAGCACAAUACAAAGUCAUGGGUAUAUUUUGCUGGCUUAUUAACAUUCACGUGAGUGUCCAUUUAGAUGUAAAUAGUCUACUUCCAUGGGGGAGGGGAGGGACACUGAAUUAUGCCCUCCCUCUAUUUACAAUCCACUGAGGUUGCAUUAUUCUAAAGCAUUAGACUUUUUAAUAUAUUUAUAUUUUAUUUUAAUACAGUGGUACCUUGGGUUACAUACGCUUCAGGUUACAUAUGCUUCAGGUUAUAGACUCCGCUAACCCAGAAAUAGUACCUCGGGUUAAGAACUUUGCUUCAGGAUGAGAACAGAAAUCGUGCUCUGGCGGCACGGCAGCAGCAGGAGGCCCCAUUAGCUAAAGUGGUGCUUCAGGUUAAGAACAGUUUCAGGUUAAGAACGGACCUCCGGAAUGGAUUUAUGUACUUAACCCGAGGUACCACUGUAUAUGGACGCGGGUGGUGCUGUGGGUUAAACCACAGAGCCUAGGACUUGCUGAUCAGAAGGUUGGCGGUUCGAAUCCCCGCGAUGAGGUGAACUCCUAUUGCUCGGUCCCUGCUCCUGCCAACCUAGCAGUUCGAAAGCACGUCAAAGUGCAAGUAGAUAAAUAGGUACCGCUCCGGCGGGAAGGUAAACGGCGUUUCCGUGCGCUGCUCUGGUUCGCCAGAAGCGGCUUAGUCAUGCUGGCCACACGACCUGGAAGCUGUACACUGGCUCCCUCGGCCAAUAAAGCAAGAUGAGUGCCACAACCCCAGAGUCAGUCACGACUGGACCUAAUGGGCAGGGGUCCCUUUACCUUUACCUGUAUAUAUAGAGAGAGAGAGAGAGCGCGCAAGCGUUUAAAUGAGGCAAUUUCAAAGUCUUCCAGGAACUCUCUUUUCUCUGGAAAUACAGCCAACCACCAUGGUUGUUGGGACAGAGCUCACAUUUGUGAUCACUGUCACUCUUAGUUUCUGGAGCAUCUUAUUUUCUGGCAUGUGGCUCGUUUAAAAGAGGGAGGCACCUGCAUUCCUGGUGUCCAAGGGAUUGCUCUCUGUUUAGUAGAAAGACUUAUAAAUCACACAGCUUAUGUUGUACAGCUGUUCAGUGCACAAGACAAAAAACCUAAAGGUCAAGGGGCGGGGGGAGGAAGGGUUACUGCCCCGCCAGACUUUAACAUCUUGGCACCUAUGCCUACAACCAAUUGAUUAAUUUGUUCCUAUAGAUCAUAUUCAUUAGAAGAGAAAAGCUAGCGGCAAAGUGGGUGAUGCUUCUAAUUUGUGACAGUGUAGCUCGUAUGCAGGACCACGGUAAUUAAUGUCUGCUGAUUACAGUUGCAUUGGUGUACUUGUAAUUCUGCCAAUGAGAACAGAUGAAUGCAAAAGAGCUAGGACUGGAAAAUCUAAUUGAGUGAAUAAAUGAUGGCUUAGGGUUGGAAUAAUAAUUAAAAUAAGAAAUCCGAAGAACAUUAAGCGAAAGCCAAUAACAGUCUGGCAGUGUUAAGGUUGGUAAUUCAGUAAACUUUGAAAACAAGUUUGCAGGGCUGUAGUAACCUAUAUGUAGGGAUGCGGGUGGUGCUGUGAUCUAAACCACUGAGCCUAGGGCAGGGGUGUCAAACUCAAAUUGAUCGGGGGCCGCAUCAGCAGUUUGGUCACCCUCAAAGGGCCGGUUGUAUCUGUAGGACUUACAGUAUAGGAGAGAAGGGUUCAGGCAGCCGUUGGAUCUGUCACAUCACAGGAUGGCAUGCGCUCAAUAUAAAAACAAGUGGAGGUUUCCUGAAUGCAUGUAAAGUGGAGGUUUCCUGUGUAGAACAGCCGGCGCCGCUAGAGGGCAGACGUUCUCUGGCUUGUAGGCUGCCGCGCAUGCGCUGAAGAGGCAGCUUUCUUGUGUCCAAAAAAAAAAAAGUGAGAAUAAAAGGUAAAGGCUGGCGGCCGGCGGCGGCUACACGGGCCACAUGACGAGGUCUGGCGGGCCGGAUUCGGCCCGCGGGCCUUGUGUUUGACACCCGUGGCCUAGGGCUUGCUGAUCAGAAGGUUGGCAGUUUGAAUUCCUGUGAUGGGGUGAGCUCCCAUUGUUUGGUCCCAGCUCCUGCCCACCUAGCAGUUCGAAAGCACGUCAAAGUGCAAGCAGAUAAAUAGGUACCGCUCUGGCGGGAAGGUAAACUCUGGUUUCCGUCAUGGUGUUCUGUUGUGCCAGAAGCAAUUUAGUCAUGCUGGCUGCCUGACCUGGAAAGCUGUCUGUGGACAAAUGCCGGCUCCUUCAGCCUGAAAGCAAGAUGAGCGCUGCAACCCCAUAGUCGCUCCAGGGGCCCUUUACCCUUUCCACUAUUUAAAACCAUAAGAAGUGUUCGGGUGUGUCAAAUCUCCACUGAAAGGGCAUUCCAUAGUGUGGUGCCAUCACUGAGAUGUCCCCACUCUUUGCUACUGUCCUCUCGGUGUUGGACAGCAGAGGAUUCCAGAGCAGGGUUUCAAACAAUAAAAGGGAGGGAACAUAUGGGAGAAUCUAUGAGCUUGAAAAGUGGCGUGGAAAUCACUUUUAAGUAAAAUAAGUUUUAAGAAGGCGAUGCUUAAGGUAUCAGUUCUUUAUCCUUCUCCACCUGUAGGUCACCAGAAGGAACAACGGAAAAUCCUAGAUAUCCCACAGCUUUUGCAGACCCUCACCAAAACAACCCAGGAACAGUUCGGGAAUAUGUUGAUUCUUCACCACCGUUGUUUUAUCCUCGAAAAGAGACUUUUUCUGAGAAGUGCUCAAACCUGUGUUCAAGAAGAGGUAUGCAAACAUUUGUCUUACUCUACUCAAUCGCAUCCUUUGAUCCACAAAGUUGUUUAAAGAGGAGUACAAGUGGAUCUUUUGUUGGGGGAGCAGAAGGAAUAAGAGGUUUCAGCUUUCCCUGAACUCUUCCUCAGGCAGAACAAAGAACAGGAGGAGAUCAAGUAAUUUAAAUUCACAGCUUGCAGCCAAAUCCAAUUUUAUAACAAAUGGGGGCACUUACUGGCCACACCUGGCUAGCAAUCUCCUAGCAUAUCAAAUAGUCAUUGAUAAAGGUUUAAAGAGCCGCAGGUUUUCACAUACAUCUUCAGUGACCCCAGGGAGUCAAAUGUUUCAGUUUUUUCCAUUAUUUGGAGAAUCCAGCAUGACUACAUAUUUCAGUGCCCUUGCUGAAAGGAUGGUAAUCAUGAUACUCGGCUGAUUUCAUUUCUUGGGAUUAAAUAACAGUAUGUGUCCCCUUUCCCAAACUCCUAGCCAAAAGUUGUAAAGGCAAUGGAGAAUGAUACCUUGGCCAUCCACAGUCUGUUUUUUAACAGUGUUGUGUGGUUGGCUCCAUUGCUUGGAGACAGGUGCUCAGUCUGAAGCUAUGAAGCACACCUUUAAAUGUUUACCUUGGAUUACGCACAGCCGAAUUUACUCAACAUUCAGUUUCCAGCACAGUAGUCAGAUUUCAUCAUUUCGUGACUUGUGUUUCCUUCUCAGCACACAACACAAUUUAUGAGAUUGUGUCGUGAGUUUGUAAGCUUGAGAGAACCUUUAGGGUACUGAUUCUCCACCCUGCACCUCAGCAAAAUGAAUUAUCAUGAGUCUCUUACAAAAUUCACCUCAUAUGACUAUUUUAAAUAUCUCACUAGAGUCAUUUCAGCUUUGGAUUUUGCCAGUUAUUUUUAGUUCAUGCAUUAAAUUCCAGCCUUCCACUCCCUUGGCCCUUUUUUGAAGUUUCACCUCAGCCAAAGUGAAGUUCAGCUCCCAGCAGCAGCUGAAUGUCGGCAUUUUUUGUGUGUGGCUACUCUUCCCUUGUCAGUUCGCUAAUGUUAUAUGACAUUAAGGCAUCUCGAGCUUAUAUAGCAAAGUGGAGUUUCCUGCAGCUCAUUCUGAGCUUAUUACAGGCAUUUGGGCAUUAUUUCUUGCCCUCUCCCAAAAUUCUCCCCUUUGACCUUCUCAAGGGAAGCAAGAGCUGCCCAGUCUUGGGCGUAUUUAUUUACAAGUGAGUUCCAUUUGUUCAGUGGAACUGCCAACUAAAAAGGCUUGCAGCCUUGGCUUCUACCCAGCAUGCUCACUUGGCAGGAGGAACUAAAGAGAAUUACAAGCUGUUUUCUGUUUCCUGCCCCCAUCCUACCCCAAUCAAGCUCUCCCUUGGGCCCUCAGAAGUUGUGGUCAUCUUUUUUUUAAGGAACAUAUUCAUCUUAUUUGAUAUUAGUUGCCUUGCGAUCAUCCAAUACCAGGGCCUGCCCAAUAAAUUUUGCUGCCUGAGGCAAAUGGCACCUACACCCCCAAGAUCAAUUGAGUUAUUCUGGCACCUGAUGAAAAAAAUAAAAAUCCCACAACCCCCUCUCCCCCACACCCCUUGCUAGCAGCAACAAUGCACCAUUAAUAAAUUAAAUAACUACUUAAAUGUACUGCCCUCGUGGCACCCAACAUCAACUGCCUGGGGAAGAUGCCUCACUCUAUCCAAUGACAAAUAUUAAGCUUUACAGAAACACCCAUAAGGUUGUUUACUGCAGGGUAGAGGUAGAUGGUAGCUUCUCCUCUUUCUUCCUCACUUCCAGGAGAGUGGACAAGGUGGGGUGAAAGUAAACGAGCAGGCUUCUUUUUCACUGUCAAAUACUAAGAAUGUAGUGGAUUGGAUUCCUAGAAAUUCCAACCAGCUGGGGAGGACAACUCCUCUGAGUAUUUAGGAAUGAAUGUCUAAAUCAGACCUACCUGACCCUGAAGCAGAACAAAAAGCAGUUGAAGUGUGGAUUUGGCAACCUUUUGCGAUAUGGUAGCUGCUUAGGGUGCUUCCAGACAGAAGUGGAUUGUGGGACCAGUGCUCCUCUUGCAUGGAAGUUUUUUGCAGCGUCCUCACAAUGUUAUUGGUAUCUAAAUACCAGCUUGUCUUUCCUUCCCCAAUCCGGAUUUUCCCUUAUGUGGAAAAUUUAUCAGAUAUUGUCUGCUAUACAUUGUCUGCAAUAUCAAACACCUGUCUCCUGGAAGCAGCCUUUAUGUCAUUGGAGAGCAGCUGCAACCAGAGAGGAGUUAUCUGAUUUGGUAAGCAUUAUCACAUUCUCAUGACCAUACAGAAAUGUGAUGUUUGUCGUAGGCUGCAGUACAUGGGACUAACUUCUGAGCACACAUGUAUAGAAUUGUCCUGUAAAUCCGCAUUAUCCAGCUACCUAAUAAAUAGCUCUCCCUGUGGAUAUAAUCACAUAUCAAAUGGGUAAGAAGACUUCUUUGUGGUUAAUAUGAGACUUUCCUUGAAGGUUCAAUCUCCAGUUGUUGUUGUUGUUGUUGUUGUUGCAAUCUCCAGUUGUUGUUGUUGUUGUUGUUGUUGCUGCUGCUGCUGUUAAUAAUACAAAAAAUGCUCCUCCAUUGGGCCCUUCCAGAUUAUUCACUCACACACACACACAAGUGCCAGCUUCCUUGCCAUUCUUUCUUCACAAAGCAAGUACCUUGCUUCCUUGACCACGGCUGUUCCCUGCCUUCCGUCUUCAGUGUCCCCUGUGUGCCCCCAACAAGGGCACUUCCCAUUUGCAAAUUAGCAAGUGACUAAAUUGAAUCCCAUCAGCAAAUAAAAUUAGGAUAUAGCUAUAAAGUGAUUUCCCCCCUCCUUCCCCCAGGAUAUGCUCAUGCAUUAAUAAACCAGCAUAAAUUCAUAUGUGUCUGAAAGCUACUCUUCCCCCCGCUUAACAACCAGAACAUUUAAUCAGAAUCUUAAAGGAACUGGAACAGAGGUCACACUGCCCUAAGAAGUGGUGCCUCCUUAUUUUUGGGAUCAAGGUGCUGUGUCAAAACUAACCAGAUCUCUGCCUUGAAAAAAAUAAUCAAAUUCUGUGACUGGCAAAUAUAUGAGAAUGAACUGUUCAUAUAAAUACUAUGUGCAUGUAUCUGCAUUUAUGGGUUUUGUUUUUGUUUUUUAAUGGAGUUAGGGAAACAUGCUAGCAAAUCUGUAUAUGUAACUUAGGAGAUAUUUCCCUGCAUGUAGAAAGCUUUUCUUAUAUACAUGCUGUGCUUCUUCCCUUGUUUUGUUUAGUUUGUGAUCCACCCUCAUAGGGUACUAGAUGGUUAUGGAAGGUAUGGAAAUGUUGUUGUUGUUGAUGACAACAACAACAAAUAAAUAACUUUCAGAGUUCUGUAUCUCACAGGCAUGUAGCCUUAGCUUUCUACCCUUUGUCUCCUGCAUUCCCUUUGUUGCUGAUUUAUGCCCCUUCUCCCUUUACAAAGCUGCAGAAAUACGGCUCUUCCUCUCCCAUCAUCUCAGCAAAAAACAUGGUCCAUGCCCUGAACAUCCCUUUCCUAGAUUUCUGCAACCUUCUCCUAUCUUGUAUUCCAUUGCAGACACACCCACACACCCCUUCAUCCCAGUACAGUGUUCAGGGGCAAAAAGAUAAUUCAACUAGCCUAAUAAUUCAACUAGCUGCUUUUUAAAAGGGAAUUGAAAGGGCUCUUGGAUGCAGAAUUUUCUUUGCUUCUUCAAUUUCAGUGAAGAAAGUGCUCUCUCUGAGAGACCCAUGAAUGCUGCCUUUAGGUCUUCUGAGGAAAGCCAGGAUAUUGUGAAAAUAAAUAAAUAUUGCUUCCUCCAUUCCUUUUUGAGCACUGCUCCUCUGGGGUCCUCCCUCAGGACCACAGCUUCAGCGCUUUCGGGUUUUCCUUUAAAAUCCUCUAACUUCCACUCCUCAGAGCACACAGUAUCUUUGUUACUUCUCUCUGAUGAAUCGGGCAAGUGUUUUGAUACUGAUAGAAAUCGCUGUGGGGUGAAUAUUGGAACUAUUGUUACGGCAUGCUUCGGCCUUAGUUGAACUCAUCUUGAGCUGGAGGAGCAAACAAGCCCUCCGUUGGAUUCUGUAACCUUCAGGGAAGCUAGCAUCAGGUCUUGUAUUUUAGGUCAUUUCAGAUUGCUUGGGAUUGUAAGCAUUUCUGUAAGAAUACAGCUGACAUAAUCUUGGAUCCGGACUAAGGCUGCAAUCCAAAUGCCCCUUAGUCUGGGCUAGUUUUGAGUGGAGACAUUCUUCUGCUUGCUUCACCUGCACAGACUUUCUGGCUAAACGUGUAGGAAGAUGGAAGCCUUGCCUUCUAGUAAGGGAUGCUGUUCACAGUUUUGUGUUCACACUUUGGGGAAUCGGCCUUGGGAGAAAAGUUACAGGGAUGUGAGAAGAGGCAAGGACAAAGAGUCAGAGUGGAAGAAAUCGAGGAGACCCCAUAACUCUUGGGACUCCAGGUAAAAGAGAAACCGAACCACAUUUCCUCUCACCUGAGGCUCAAAGAAGUAAGAUAGGGCAACACGCUGGCUGGUUGCUAUUGGUAGCCUCACAUCCCUUACCGCCCUCCUACAAUUUAUUUUUAAGAUUUUCCUUAAACCUUACAUAAUGUGAAAUGCACUGGCCAUCAGUGUAGGCUGUUUCAAAACAGGGGUUAUGUGAGCAGCCAAUAAUCCGGCAGCUGCAUUUUGGACCAGUUGAAGCUUCUGAAAAGUCUUCAGGGGCAGCCUGCGUAGAGUGCAUUGGGAUAAUCCAGCCUGGAGGCUACCAGAGCAUGGAGAACAGUGGCCAAGUCACCUCUAUCCAAAGGGAUCCAAUAAGCCCAUUGAGGGCCACGAUGGAGGAGCGGGGUGUUUGGGAGAUGACCUCAGUCGCGUGCAACAGCACAUACCUGAUGUCAGCUGGGUUUGCAUUUAGCUAGAAUGCUCACUUUAGCCUUAUUCACUUGGCUGUUUUAGAGUGGAAAAAUCCCCCCUCAGUGUGCUGCUAUAUAUAAUAAUAAUAUAAUAAGUACAUCAAACUUGGCUUACAUUUUCGUUACUGCUUUGCGACCACAGUAUUGUAUAGGUGUUUGCAAGUAUUGCCAAGCAACUAAGGAGGAUCAACAGGAACAUGGGCUGAGGACCUACCCUUCUCCGUAAUAUUAGCACCCUGACAUUCCUGCAGACCCGUCUACCCAGAAUCUCUGUUUUGGACUCAAGCAUAUAAUAAAAAACAGCAUCUUAAGGCAGUGGGCAGUGAUUGAACCUGGUCUAUACUUAGGAAGGUAAAGGGACUCCUGACCGUUAGGUCCAGUCGUGACCGACUCUGGGGUUGCGGCGCUCAUCUCGCUUUAUUGGCCGAGGGAGCCAGUGUACAGCUUCCGGGUCAUGUGGCCAGCAGGACUAAGCCACUUCUGGCGAACCAGAGCAGCGCACGGAAACCCCGUUUACCUUCCUGCUGGAGAGGUACCUAUUUAUCUACUUGCACUUUGACGUGCUUUCGAACUGCUAGGUUGGCAGGAGCAGGGACCGAGCAACGGGAGCUCACCCCCGUCAUGGGGAUUCGAACCACUGACCUUCUGAUCGGCAAGUCCUAGGCUCUGUGGUUUAACCCACAGCGCCACCCGCGUCCCUGGGAUAAGUAUAAAAAGGAGGGUAGAAACUUAAGCUGGAGGAAAGGAGUCCGAUUGGAUUUUUUAAAAAAAGUUUCCCUUUUUAAAAUACAAAAAUAAAAAUACCCACUGCUCAAGUUGUAGAGAACUCAGGCACAUCUGUGAAGGUACGCAGGCAAACAUUGCCCUAAUAUGAUAAAACAAACCAAGCGACUGACUGCCUCCUCUCACUUUGUAGCAGCUCGUAUAAAUAAAAGACAGGUUUUGCAAGCUUCCUCCACAAAGAGAAGGCAGGUACAAUUGACAUUUAACUUCUAGGUGGUACACUUUGUUAAGAAUCUCUCUGCGAGAGAUCAAACUCUGCAGACCUUCAGGGAAGCCAGGUUUCGUAUUUUGGGUCAUUUCAGAUUGCUUGGGAUUGUUGGCAUUGCCUACGCAUUUCUGUAAGUAUACACAAGCUUGCAUCCAGACUAAGGCUGCAACCCAAAUGCCCCUUACUCUGGGCUAGUUUUGAGUGGAGACAUCCUUCUGUUUGCUUGUGUCAUUCCACCUGCGCAGACUUUCCGGCCAAACGUGCAGGUAUUUGGGAGCCUCGCCUGCGAGUAAGGGAGGCUUCCUCCACAGGAAGCAAAACACAAGGCAGGUACAGUCGGCAGUUAGGUGGUGCGAGAGAUCAAACUAUGCAGCAUGAAAGUGUUACUCAGGGUAGACAUUUGUUUAUCCUAACCUGCCCCCAAGUGGCCAAGUAAUUAAUUGGUAUCGCUUUAGGGAAGCCUUGGUCAUUUAUUUGCACUAUGCAUAACUGCAUUUAAAACUUACUUUCUGCAGCCAUUGAGUCUUCCUUUACAUUUAAGGAGGGGCAUAGAGUUAUGUCAAUUAGCUUUCCGCACGACAAAUUUACAGGGACUUUCUGCUGGUUUUGCUCAGGCUUUUCCAGCUUCCAAACUGCAAGGUUGUGAAGUCUCCCUGGGCACAUUUCUCCCAACAUUCAGAAGAUUAAUCAAGACCUUCAAUGAGUGUCUCUUCUAAAGACAGUGGUAGUGAUUUCUUGCCUCCCCCUCCCCACUUUUUUUAAUGAUAUAUAUAUGUUAUGUCUCUAAGUUGGUUGCAGACCCUCCAAGUGUCCCUGUUUUCCAGGGACAUCCCAGAUUUAGAGAAGUCAUCCUGGUUUCUGAUUUGAUCCUGUAAUGUCCCACUUUUCCUUAGGAUGUCCCUAUUUUUGUUGGAGGACAUGGAGUUAUCCAACCCUGAGCCUUCUGAAGGCAGCCUUGUAUAGGGAAGGUUUUUUUUAUUGUUUAAUGUUUUAUUAUGUUUUUAUGUAGGUUGGAAACUGCCCAGAGUGCUGGGGCAGCCCAAUUAAGAUGUGUGGGGUAUAAAUAGUAAUAUUAUCACUACAGAAUGGGACAUCCCUAUUUUCAUCACAGAAAUGUUUGAGCGUAUGUGGUUGCACAACAGGUAAAUAGUUACAUUAAGAGAGAGGCCUUUAUUAUACCAGACUAAUGGGGAAAGAUUGCACUUGUGCGUAUACCUAACCCCUUCUUGACACCAGAUAUUGUGUCUGGAGUACCAAGCUGCAUUUCUGCAACUAAACCUAAGUGGAAAAAUAUCCACAGUCAAAGAACUUGGUCUGAGAGCCAGUUUGGUGUAGCCGUUGGAAGCGUUAGUUGAGAUGUGGUGAGACCAGGGCUGCAUCUCCACUCAAUCAUGAAGCUCGGUGGGCGAGUUUCGGCCAGUCACUCUACCCAACAGGGUGGUUUGUUCAUGUUGUUGUUGUUGUUUUAAAAGUUUUUUGUUGGGGGUUUCUGUGUUACAAAGCAAACAGAUAAGCAGGGGACAGUACAUCCAUUGUCUCCACUUUCAGUUCAUAAUCUUUUUCAGUUCGUUUACGUUUGGUGAGAGAAAUUUUUGUCAUAGACUUCUUGCAGUUGGGGGAAAGUGGGAUUGAAGGAGAUAUUGUUCUUUUGUUCUAUUGUCUAUUCUUAGUGUAGGGAGGGUUGUGUCAGCAUCACAUGGUGGGUCCUUUGUGUAAUUAUUUAUUUAUUUAUUCAUUCAUUCAUUCAUUCAUUUUUAUUGAUAUUGCAAGAGGUUAGGGGUUCCCAAUCUUGGUUGGUUGUGUUUAUAUUACAGUGGUACCUCAGGUUACAGAUGCUUCAGUUUACAGACUCCGCUAACCCAGAAAUAGUACUUCAGGUUAAGAACUUUCCUUCAGGAUGAGAACAGAAAUCGCUUGGUGGUGGCGCGGCGACAGCGGGAGGCCCCAUUAGCUAAAGUGGUGCUUCAGGUUAAGAACAGUUUCAGGUUAAGAACGGACCUCCUGAACGAAUUAAGUUCUUAACCCGAGGUACCACUGUAUGUCCCAAGGUUGUGUUAUAUUGAUUUGUAUGCUGUUGCAAGGAAUAGGUCAUUGCCCUGUUGUGCUGCGUGUGUAAUAAAGGGGAACCACACUGGGGUGAAGGCAUGCUUCGUAGCUUGUCCCAGUGCUAGUUUGAGUUUGUUGGUUAACUUUUCUAGUAGGGCGGUUUCCCAUACGUGGUCUAUGUUCACUCCUGAUAGACCCUUCCAGUGUCUAGUUAUGAUAUUUCUAGCUGCUGAAAGUAAGUGACUUAAUGAGUUCCUUGUAGUGCGCUUGUGUGUUGUUGGCCUGGAAGGUAUUUAAUAGGCAGUCCUGGCCUAUGUUGUACCAGCAUUGCAAGGAGGCCUAAGCUAUAGCACCUUCACAAACUCCUAUUGCUGAUUUACUCUUUCUGGCACAGUAGGACAAAAAUAACUUACUAAGAACACUCCUCAGAAUAAUGGAGGUCAAAUGUACUCAAGUCCUGUUUUAUCAGUGUUUGGGGGGGGGGGAGAUGGCUUAAUAUUUGGGCCUUACGCUCUGGCCUCACUUGGAAUCCCAGUGGGUGCUGAUUCAGAGCUCCUGGCAGAGAUCAUUCACUCCACCAAAAAUUGUUUUGGAAGAAGUUCUUAAAUGACUUCAGAAGGUCCUCUGUGCAUCCUGGUUUACUGAAGUUCUGCCACUGCAAGGCACGGUAACCGCCUCGAGUCCCUUCCAGCAGCUGGGAGGACUGUAAGCUUCGUACUAAAAAGACUCUUCAAAUUCUGUACAGUGUGCUAGCAGCCCUGAUUUGAUUCCCCUUUCCUUCACUCUCCUCUUGUCUUGUUUCAUGGUAGGAGCACUCUCAUUUAAGAUAAUCUGGACUCUGGAAGAUGUCAAGAAGCCAAACAUAACAGCAUUAAAACCCUAAUCGGGACUCCUACGGUUGUCAACCCAAUGCCUUGGGGGGAGCCCACAACCAUGCGAAGAUGAAGGCAAUAACCCUUUUUUUGUUGCUGUUCACCAGCGACUGACAUGCAGCCUUGCAGCAUAUAGGCAAUUAUGGCUUGUAACCAUUGAUGACGGGACGUGGGUGCGCUGUGGGUUAAACCACAGAGCCUAGGGCUUGCCAAUCAGAAGGUCAGCGGUUAGAAUCCCUGUGAUGGGGUGAGCUCCCGUUACUCGGUCCCUGCUCCUGCCAACCUAGCAGUUCAAAAGCACACCAGUGCGAGUGGACCCUUGGGGUCCCUUCCAACUCUACAAUUCUAUGAUUUGCUCUAAAUUGGUUCCUGGUUGUUUCUGAGCCCAGUCAGUCCCUUUAACUAUCCCAGUUACAACCUGUUAGGGAUUUAAAGGAUUGCCUUCUCCCGCACAAUACCCUGAAUCCUCCCAGUCUAAAUUGCUAGCACAUUUGUAAAGCUAAGCAGGGCCUGGUAAAGUUUCAAACUGGAUGGGGAACUGUUGAGAUUCCUGCAUAGCAGGGGGUUGGACUAGAUGACCCUCAAGUUCCCUUCCAACUCUAUGAUUGGUCAAGAUCCUUGGAGAAGACCCUAUUCUCUAUCCCACCAGUGGGUGGGCAUAUGGAGCAGCUUUUUCAGAGGCAGCAUCCACACUGUGGAACCACAAGGCAGCUUCACCUCAAUGAUUUCCCUCCUUUCAACACUUGUGAAAACACUUGUUUUGUUUUUGCUAUGUCUUUAGUAUUGGUUACUUUUCACACCCCAACCUGGGCUGUAUGUUAUUUAAGCGGCCAGGUCUGCAAUCUGCGUUUUCUCUGCUGUUUCCGUGUUUAACUGUGGCAGACUGGGUUGCUUUAUUUGGGUUUGUUUGUAAUAUGCUGCUGCUUCCCUGUCCUUUUUUGGGGGCGAGGGGGGAGUAAAGUACAUAAAAACUUCUUAGCCAUUUUAAAAAAUAACACUGUUAUUAUCCUAUGGUGGAAGCUUCAAAAUGGCCAUGCUCUCUUGUGAUAACUGCAGACGUUGCAUGACUAAAUGCAGUUGGCUGUUGAUGGACGAAUGGAAAAUUUUUACAAGAGCUACCAUUAUUGUUACAGAUUUGGCUCAGGCGUGGGUCUCGUAGGAAGGACCCCAAGACAAAGAGUGUCUUAUGUAGUGAAGCUGUUCCAUGGCUUGUGCACUUUUGUAUCACUGGUUUCCAAUAGAAAGCACCACUCUGCAGCCUGACCUGGAAGGCAACAAACUCCCCUUCAGCAGAUUAUUUUAAGUAGAGGCCAGAUAGUUACCUAGCAGCUGUGGUGGCGCUGUGGUCUAAACCACUGAGCCUCUUGGACUUGCCGAUCAGAAGGUCAGCGGUUUAAAUCCCUGCGAGCUCCCAUUGCUUGGUCCCUGCUCCUGCCAACCUAGCAGUUCAAAAGCACACCAGUGCAAGUAAAUAAAUAGGUACUGCUGCAGCGGGAGGGUAAAUGGCAUUUCUGUGCGCUGUGGUUUCCGUCACGGUUGAAAGUGAGAUGAGUGCCGCAACCCCAUAAUUGCCUUUCACUGGACUUAACCGUCCAGGGGCCCUUUACCUUUUUUUACCUUUACCUUUUCUUAUCUUCAGCCGGUUGAAUUAUAUGCCAUUGCAGGUCUCUUCUCCCAUAUUACAUCAGAGAGAAGGCUAGGCUAGAACCAUCUUCCAAACAUCUACCUUGUUUAGAAUAUGGGCCAGUUUUCCAUUAUAAAACAACCCUUCCAACUUUAGUAGUACAGGUCAGGAACAAUUUUACCAUGUAAUGAGCUGUGAGUGCAAUCCAAACCUGAGACCCAGCUACGCUGCAGAUCCCAGAAACCUUUGUGCGCUCCGGUAAAAUGGUGGGUAUUUAUCUAUCGGUAAUCAGUCUGCAUGAUUGCACUUGAAUAUUUGACCAAACUGGAUUUAUAUUUUAGUCUUAUGUGUGGUUCAGAUUUAGUGUUAACAUUACUGCACUGAUGGCCUCGUUGCUUGUGCCCUUUAUUUUACAGGAGGGUUUUGAUGCUUAAAGAUAGCCGAUAAAUAAACACACAGACAUGAGUUUUUCUGCAGCAAAACUAUUUAGAGGCAUGGAUGGAUUUAUACAGGGAAUAUUAACUCUCCCCUCUCUUUCUCUGCAGGAAUCUUGCAGUUUGUUGAAAUCACACUUAACAUUUUGGUGCUGGUCUGCAUAGGAGCAGCUCAGGCAUCCAUCUCCGGCUUCACCUCCAUGGGAGGCCUGGGCUCCUUCAACAUCAAUUCCGCCUACAGCCCCUUUGAAGGGGUAGAGCUGCAAGAGGUGAGGGACCUGGACAUGCAGUUCAACCAGAUGAGAGCUCCUUGCGUCUACGGCGGCGUGGCCUUCAGCCUAACGCUGCUGUGCCUUACCAUCCUCUUCCUCGUCGCUGGAGGGAAGCCCAUCCAUCGCCUCACGGUUCGGUUGCUCGUCACGGAAUGCGUCUUCGACGUCCUCGCUUGCCUGGCGUACAUAGUGGCCGUGGGCCUCUACCUCCACUUUGUCCUACAAGUCAACGCGACGGAGGUGUGCAAGAAAAGAGAGAGGCUUUACGCCAGGAGAGGCUACACAUCCAUGAACUGCAGCGUGCAAGGCGGAGAUGCUUCCGUGGCUCUUUUUGGCCUCCUGGUGGCUUGCCUGUAUUUCGCAAGCACUGUGGUCUGUUUCCUCACCAUUCGGAGCGUGCGGGAGUUCCAGAGGCAGGCGGCGAAGGUGCAGUACAGCCUUGAAAGGACCUACAGCGAGGGAGACCAGCACAAGGCCUACAAGAGGCCAGAAAGCAUCGACGGGGCUAGGACCUUUGCCACCCUGGUGUAG
This is a messenger RNA of Podarcis lilfordi (Lilford's wall lizard), 19632 nucleotides long. The record is from the annotation of a GenBank genome assembly. Lineage: Eukaryota; Metazoa; Chordata; Lepidosauria; Squamata; Lacertidae.